CUUCAAACCGAAACGCAUUACUGCUUUACGGCAGAAAUAGGCAGGGUGGCGGUGCCUACCCGUGCGGACUAGUGCUACACUUACUUAUCAUUGUGUACGUUUAGAAUAUUAAUGAAAUUAGAAACGAUCCAACUCCACCACUUUGCCGGUGUAAGAAUCGCUCGGCUGCUUGUUUUGCCCUUGUUGCCCGCAUCAAAUUUAAUAAAUAUUUUUUUAAUCAUUAAUAUAAUUAUUAUUAUUGUUAUAUACCUACUUGCUAAAUGUACUAAGAUACACUUUAUAUGAAACAUAGAGUGGAUUGACCCAGGUGAUUUAUCUGAAACUAAAAUUGGGAUGAAAUUGAAUGAAAUGAAGUGAAAUGGGAUGAGAUGAAAGGAAAUAAGGUUCCAGUAAAAUCCCCAUCAUCGUGAUCAGUCAAAUCAUCGACUUUUUGGGAGAACCCGAAAAGCCAUGGCUAGCUAGAAGCAAAGCUAAACGUACACCUGAAGAACCACUAGAAACAAAAACAAUUUAAACGACAAUACAAAAAAAAUACAACAAUUCACGUUCUUCAUCUAUUCUAUUAGCCCACAGACGUCCACUGCUGAACAUAGACAUCUUUUAAGCCUUGCCACAAAGUUCGGUCAUGAACUCAUGACAUAAAAAAUUAAUACGCAGAUAGAGAAAAGAAAUGAUGUGUCGUGCAUACACUUAUGUUGUAAUUAUACUUGAGAACUUAGAACUUAUAUCUCAAGGAUGUCUAUGGGCACCAGUAACCACUUAACACCAGGUGGGCUGUGAGCUUGUCCACUCAUCUAAGCAAUAAAAAAAAACUUAAUCUAAUACAUUCGGUUUCUUUUAAUCUCAAUAUAAAAUUACCUACAAAGUGUUCAUUUUCUAUUGUCUAAUUUUUCAGUGCUUUCCAAUAAAUUAAUUUAAAAACCUUUAAAACUAGCAACCCUGAUCAAAACCACAAAGAAUAUAGAACUGCGGCAGCAAAGAAAAUGGCUGCUAAGUUUCAUGUCGUAACGUUAAAAUCGAUGCGUUGUUUUUUGAGUGUAACUUCGUUUAUGAAUCUAAAAUGCAAAUAUUUUAUGUCCAACAAAUAAGUGAAGUGAUCUUUGCGUGGAAUUCUCUAAUUAGUUUACCUACGGCUUGAAUUAUGUAAGCAGGAACCGUUAAACAACGAUAGCAUCGACGAAAAUGGGAGACUCUCGAUUGUUAUUGUUUAUAACAAUGAGCUUGUUCCUUAGUUCAUCGACUCUGGGGGAAAUUUACUUUUGCCCAUUAGAAUGCGCCUGUCUGCAUUUAUAUGUCGAUUGUUCAAAGAAGAAUUUGGUGUCUGUGCCAAAAAUUCCUGAGUGGGCGGAGCAAUUGGACCUCAGUCAUAAUAAACUAAAUAAUGUCACGAAUGAAUUGAAUACGCUAUCGAAUUUAAAAGUAUUAAAACUCGACAAGAAUAAUAUGAACAAUAUACCGAACCUCCAGUUGGACGAAAUACUAGAACUAAACCUCAAUAGAAAUAACAUUGUAUCAAUAGACACGAAUCAUUUUCCGGAAAAUAGCUCUUUGAAAAUAUUAAAUCUCAACAGUAAUCACAUAAUGACGAUACAUGAAGGAGCUAUUGAUAAUUUAUCCAACUUGGAAGUAUUGAAAUUAAACAGAAAUGAGAUUAAAUCUCUCCCAAAUCAUUUAUUCAAGUAUCAAACAAAUUUGAGAAUUCUAGAACUGAAUCACAAUAAAUUGCAUGUUAUCAAUGCACUGCUUUUUCAAGGAUUAUCAAAUUUGACUACUUUGAAACUUAGAUUUAACAACAUAGAUAAAAUAAUGGAUGGUGCCUUUUUCGGAUUUAAAUCAAUGAACCUAUUGCAAUUGGAUCAUAAUAAAAUCAGAGGUAUAUCAAAAGGGUGGAUGUAUGGCCUUGAAUCUUUGACAACAUUAUCUAUGUCCAACAACUUGAUAUCUAAUAUUGAUCUAGGAAGCUGGGAACUGUGUGCAAAUUUAGAGGUUCUUGAUUUAUCACACAAUCAUUUGAUAGAAAUAGAGGGGCGUACCUUUCAACACCUAAUAAACCUUGAAACAUUAAAUCUUAGUAACAAUAAUAUAUCAUCUAUUUCACAAGAGUCCUUCAGUUAUAUGGCUCAUCUUAAAGCACUUUAUUUGAAUAACAACAAAAUUUCUUGGACUGUAGAAGACAUGUCUGGGCCUUUCUCAAAAUUACAAAAUUUACACUUCUUUAACUUAGCAAGUAAUCAUAUAAAGUCUAUAAACUCCAGGGCAUUUGAUGGUCUUUCCAAUCUAUUGGAGUUAAAUUUGGCUGGAAAUAACAUAACAUCUAUUCAGCAGCAUGCAUUUAAUUCUAUGACAAACCUGAAAAAACUACACAUGAACUCGUCAUCGCUACUCUGUGACUGUAAUUUGUUAUGGAUUGUUAAAUGGAUAAAAGAAAAAGCUGAGCAAAAAUUUAUCACUGCUACUUGUGCAUACCCCUCUGAAGUCAGAGGUGUGUCAAUUACAAAACUGAAAGAGGAAAACUGUGGAGAUUCGCCAAAACCAAAAAUUGUAGAGCAUCCUAAAACACAGCUUGCAAUUAAAGGGCGUUCUGCUAGUCUAGUUUGUUCUGCAACAGCAAAUCCAUUUAAUAAUAUGUCAUUCCUGUGGAGGAAAAAUAAUGGGAAUGUCAGCAAUCCCACUGUAUAUGCAAAUGUGACAUUAUCACAGAGUGGUCAACCUCGUGCAACAUCUACCCUAAUUAUACCUAACAUCUCACAAGGAGAUUCUGGUAAAUACCAAUGUGUUGUAACAAAUAAUUUUGGAACUACAUAUUCUUCAAAAGCAAAAAUGAAUAUUGUCACAUUCCCUAGGUUUAUAAAAACACCAACAAAUGUGACUGUUAAAACUGGUGAAACUGUCACACUGAACUGUGCAGCUACUGGAGACCCUACUCCAGAGAUAUCAUGGAAAAAAGAUGGGGGGAAUGACUUCCCUGCAGCUAGAGAAAGAAGAAUGAAUGUUAUGCCGGAUGAUCAUUUAUUUUUUAUUGUUAAUGUAAAGACAACAGAUAUUGGUGUUUACAGUUGCGCUGCAAAAAAUCCUGCCGGCACUAUUGUGGCUAAUGCUACAUUGACAGUAUUACAAGAACCUUCAUUUGCUAAGGUAAUGGAAAACAAAGAAGUCAUCAGUGGAGACUCAGUUGUUUUACAAUGUAUGAUUUCGGGAUCACCUAAGCCAGUUUUGAAAUGGCUAAAAGAUGAUACUCCAGUUGUCCCUGGCGAAAGACAUUUCUUAGUUAAUGAUGACCAACUAUUGAUCAUAACAGGAGUACAAUCUGACGAUGCUGGUAAAUAUGAUUGUGAGAUCACAAAUGAACUGGGAACUAAGAAACAUAUGACUCAGCUACAAGUAUUGCCACCUGUAGCAAUUAUGGUUAAUGAGGAAGAUAUGACUGGCAUCAUAAUUAUAACUGUAGUGUGUUGUGCUGUUGGAACUUCAAUAAUAUGGGUAGUAAUUAUAUAUCAUACCCGUAGGCGUAUGGCAACUGCAGUGCGUAUUCCUACAGAAAGUUUGAAAAGAACACAUAUAGUGCACAGUGACAGUGAUUCUCCACAAAUGUUUUCAGACAAUGUUUCAGAACAUUCAUCAUGUAAGGAUAGUGGGACUGGUGAUUCUGCUAAACAAACGAGCUUUGAUGGUGUUCCUAUGGAAAGGAUUGAACAAGUACACUUUGAGCCUCCUGCCACCAACCGGAGCUAUUCUCCUGUGCCUGAGGCUCAUAAACUUCUUCCAUCUUCCUUUAAACCAUCAAUUCAAGUAUGCGUUAACACGUCUGUAACGCCAGCUACUUAUAGUUUUUCUAGUCAGAGUAGUAAUGUUUAGAUAAGUAAGUAUUUAUAGACAGCAUGGCAGAUAGUGAUGAACAAUCAAUGCACUUUCACUAAUUAACUAUGGGGUCAAAAAAAACUCUUUUUAAACGCACAAAAAACUGGGUGUAAUUUUAAAAGGCAAAUUGAAUCUACUCAAGAUAAUUGAUAUUUUGUAUAAUAGUAAUGGUAAAAUAAAAAUUGUAUUUAGAUAAUUUAAACCAAUAAUUAGUGAAAAUGCACUGACAACAGGCAUGCGUAAUGUUUGAGAAUUUGAUUGCUUAGUACAAAACAAACUUGCCAGUAUUGGUUUUCAUAAAUAAGACUGAAGGUCAUUUAAUUCUUAAGUGCAUACUAUAGAAACUAUUAUAUUAUUUAAAAAUGAUGAAUGAGCAUUGUUUGUGUUAAUAAUUUUUUUAGUAGUAAUUAUAUAAUUAUGUUUUUUAUUAAUUCAUAAAAACCUGAUGUAUUUCUGUUCACAAAUGAACAAUCCCAAAAACUUUGUAUAGUUGUUCAGGGGGCCUAGCCAAAGUACAAUUUAUUAGUGUUAAUGCUAAAGUAGACAAAAAUAAAGAUUGAGAGAAGUCUAAAAUAUCAUGCUAGUAAAUGGCACUUUUUCUAGGUCUUCUGCAUGAACAAAAGUAAAGCUAAAGUAAACCAACUCCAAUAUUUGCAAUGCCAUUGAAACUGAAAGAUUUAUUUUAAUAGAAGGAUACCUAUAUUGAUUAUGUUGGAACAAUAUGUAACGAUUAAAUUUUAUAAUAAAAGCAAAUGCAAAAUUUAUAAUCCGACAAAAAAAAA
Messenger RNA from Bombyx mandarina (wild silkworm), 4640 nucleotides. Its product is annotated as penta-EF-hand domain containing protein peflin. The record is from RefSeq and is a predicted model, not a curated record. Lineage: Eukaryota; Metazoa; Arthropoda; Insecta; Lepidoptera; Bombycidae. Gene Ontology annotation, molecular function: calcium ion binding.